AUGAAAUUCGCGUUAUUAAUUCUUAUUUGCGAAGUAGUCUACCUGAAUGCUCAAUAAUGCACUGAAUAAUCUUCCAUCCUUAACUAUAUAUUUAAUUCAGAUAAGCCUAAUAUUGAAAAUAAUGAAUGGAAUUAUUAAACUAUUACAUCAUUUGAAUAGUGUAAAUAGGGAAUAACAACUGAUACUAAAAAUUUCGAAAUUUCUUAGGUGAGUUUACUUAGUACUAAGAUAAGUUUAGAUGUUGAAGAAAUAAUUGAGUUAGUGAUCAAUAAGACUUAAGGACCAUUGGUUCAAUAUAAAACAAACACAAUCAAGUUGACAUCAUGGGGAGUUAACAAUAUCGCCAGAUAUUCAUCUUAGUAUCUCACAAUAGGACCAGCAGAACAUAAUUUCGAUUUUUGGGCAAAGGCUCCUGAUGCUGAAAUUCAAGUGUAUUUCGUUUAGGAUUAAUUUUAUCAAAACUGCGAAGUCGAACCUCUUUAUGCAGUACUAUCAAUACCAGUCUAUGUAAUCUCAGAGACUUAGAAUAUUAAAUACGCAAUAAAUAUUAAUGUCACAAAUCAACUAAAUGUAAUUGGAUCAUUCAAUUUCAAAUAAAAUAUUCUUGGAGCUUAUUCUUCCGACAUGACCAGUUUUGUAUCUUAUAAGGCUCCAAUUAACAUUCCACCUUGCGGGAAUGCAAAUUGGUUUGUGUUGACAUAACCUUAAUUCAUUAAAUUUGAAUUACUAAAGACUUUAUUAUAAUUAAAUGCUGUUGAUGCCUUAUAAAGGAUGAAUCUGGAUGGAACCUAUUUGAAUUUCAUAAAAGGAAGAUUCAUUUAUGCAGGAGAGGAUGAUAUGAAGGAUUAUGAUGAUAAUGUUGAAUGGGCUGCCACGUGGGUAGCCUCAAUAAUACCUUGUUUACUAUUUGCAUUGGUUGUCUGCAUCUAUGGUUAAUAUGAGAUUUCUAAUAUUGGGAGAUAUAAGAGGCCUUAAGCUAAAUAGCCUGAAGGAAUGGAAUAAGAAUCACUAAAAUAAGAUGAUGCAGCUGAUAAGAAAUUGACAUGACAUUAUUUUCGAUAAAUUAUAAAAAAUACCAAUAUUUAUA
Paramecium tetraurelia is the source of this 1087-nucleotide messenger RNA. RefSeq lists its product as uncharacterized. The transcript is spliced from 4 exons. NCBI's taxonomy places the organism in Eukaryota, Ciliophora, Oligohymenophorea, Peniculida, Parameciidae. The record is from RefSeq and is a predicted model, not a curated record.